Amaranthus tricolor (Joseph's coat) is the source of this 5707-nucleotide messenger RNA. RefSeq names its product protein ESSENTIAL FOR POTEXVIRUS ACCUMULATION 1-like. The transcript has 10 exons. Gene Ontology annotation, molecular function: protein binding. The record is from RefSeq and is a predicted model, not a curated record. Lineage: Eukaryota; Viridiplantae; Streptophyta; Magnoliopsida; Caryophyllales; Amaranthaceae. Bases 97 to 5487 code for a protein of 1796 amino acids.
UUGCCUUCGGCAUUCUCAUUGUAACUUGCGAGUCUUCAAGGGUUUUUUUUUGGUUAGGGCUUUCGACAUUCAAUUUCUUCCUUCCCUCGAUCGUCAAUGGCUGCCUCCAAUGCACGCGAUCCCAUCACUGUCACCCCUCCCAACUCUCAGAUCGACAAAGAUAUCCCUGGACUGGACAAUUGUAUCCCACUUUCACCUCAAUGGCUUCAACCUAAGCCAGGAGAGAAUAAGAGUGUGAUGUCACCAGGGAAAAAUCGUCCUAGUCCUUUCAUGGUGUGCAGUGGUCGCUCAAAUUUCAUCAAUUCUCCAGGACCUGGUGAGGAGAUACAUGAGAACCAGAAGAAAAAAGAUGUUUUCAGACCAACUUUUCUUGAUGCAGAAUCUGGGCGCCACGAUCGUUGGCGUGAUGAAGAAAGGGACACCAAUCCUUCAGCUCGCAGAGAUCGUUGGAGGAACGGAGAAAAAGAAAUGGAUGAUGGGCGGAAAAUUGACCGGUGGGUUGAUAACUCGUCCGCUAUGCAUUUUGGAGAAGCACGUCGAGCUUCAUCCAUCAGAUGGGUUGAUCCAAGCAGAGAGAAUAGUAAUGUUCAGCGUCGUGAGAGUAAGUGGAACUCACGCUGGGGUCCAAAUGAUAAAGAGGUGGAUAAGUGGAAUGAUGUUGGGAUUCAUGGUGAUGUGCCUCAUGAAAUAGGGCUGCCACAUGUAUCUAAUUAUGGGAAGGACGAGAAGGUAGCUAGUCAUGGGAAGGAUGAGAGGGAUGAUCAACAUAGACCAUGGAGACCUAACUUUUUGCAAAGUCGUGCAAAAGCAGAGCCUCCAAGUCAACAAACUCAAUUAAUAAGCAAAGAAGGCCCUGCAUUUGGCCAUGGAAGAGGUCGUGGAAGGGUCAAUUUUGGUUCAGGGAGUAGUAAUAACUACUCUGUUCAUUCUCGAUCAGGUUUUAAUUCUGACCAAGGUGACAAUGGUCAUGGAGAACCUUGUCCUUUCAGAUAUAAUAGGACAAAGUUGCUUGAUAUUUACCAGCUGACUGAUUUAAGAUCUUCAAAGAACAUACUGGAUGGAUUGUUGCAAGUCUCCUCUCUCACUCAGGAAGAACCUUUGGAACCUCUGUCACUUUUUGCACCUUCACCUGAAGAAUUAGCUAUUUUGAAUGGAAUUGACAAGGGAGAUAUAGUAAGCAGUGGUGCACCCCAGAUCUCUAAGGAUGGAUCUGCUGGACGAAGCUCAAAUGAUUUUGUGCAAUCCAGACGAAUGAAACAUGGGAGUAGAGAUGCUGUAUCUAUUUCUCUUGACGAUGGAAAUGAUAAACUUGACCAUGCUAAGGGUACUUGCACAAAAACUUCAGAGUCCUCGUCUUAUGAUAAGCAAAUGCCUGCAUAUGGCUACAAUAUUUCAAUUGAUGCCAAUGAAAGUCACCAGAUGCACUCGGAUAAUAAGUUUAGAGUUGCAGGUACCAGAGACAAUGAUACUGUUUCAAUGAAGGGUGAUGAAGUCACAGAUUGUAAAGAUUCUGCUGUUAUGGGCCGUGUUUGUACUCAGUCUGGAAUUCCAUGGCGGUCACCUUCCGUUGAACAGCGUAUAAGCACGCAGCCACGUGAUUGGUUUGACGCUCCAAGUGAUAUUCACUCCAGAAGCUCUGACAUCAAUUGCAAUGAACUCAAAUGGAAAAUUGGUGAAGAUACUGCUGCCAGGAAACAUCCUGCUGUUGAUGGGGAGCAAGAAUCAAGGAAGCUUGUGCACUCUUCACCAGAGGACUUAUUGCUUUAUUACAAAGAUCCACAAGGUCAAAUUCAGGGUCCUUUCUCCGGCACUGAUAUGAUUGGGUGGUUUGAAGCUGGAUAUUUUGGCAUAGAUUUGCAAGUUCAGCCGGUGAAUGCUCCAAAAGACUCGGCAUUUUCCUUACUCGGUGAUGUGAUGCCCCACUUACGAGCUAAAGCAAGGCCACCACCUGGAUUUAACACUACAAAGCAGAAUGAAGUAACUGAGCUGUCUAGUAGGACAAACAUAAGUGGGCUUGGGAAGAUUUUUUCUGAUUCCAGUAGUGUGGAUUUGCUUGCGAAUGAGCACAGACAUACUCAGGGGUUAUCAACUGAAGCGGAGAACAGAUUUAUAGAGUCAUUGAUGACUGGAGAUGUCAGCCGUUCUCUAGAGAAAUUAACCUCCACAGAAGGUUUGCAGGGUUUUGUUGGACAAACUUUGAGUAAUAUCCCUCCCUUGGAAACCGAAAGUGGAAAUGCUCUGAACAUGUUGACCCAAAGAGUAAGCCUUGAACGUCAAAAAUCCUUGACUCAUCCUUAUCCGUAUUGGCCAACAAGAGACGGGGCCCCUUUUGUUCCAGCCUCUGACUUUGUUAGGAGCUCCCCUUUGCCACAUGCAAAUCUUCCUUCUACUAUUGGUGAUAUACCUCGGCAAGUUCUUUCUCAGAAUGUUGAGAUGAUGUCCAUUCUUCAAGGAUUAUCUGACAAGUCUUCUAGUGGAAUGAACGAUAGCCUUGGUGGUCGGCCAAAUUUCUCUGGACAAGGCAAUAUUGAUCCAUUUAAAGAUAAAACUGACUUGCAUCACUUGCAAAAUUUUCCUCGAGCGGCAUAUGGAAUACCGCAGCCUAAGCUACAGCAACAAAAUCAACCGUCAAUAACUAAUUUACAUUCGCAAACUUUGGAUAGUUCAACCGUUGUUCCUCCUGACAAGCUACUUGCAUCUGGUCUUACGCAAGACCCUCAAGUAUUGAAUCUGUUACAACAGCAGUAUAUGCUGCACUUACAUUCUCAACAGCCAGCUCCAAGCCAACAGUUGUCAUUAUUGGACAAGAUCCUAUUGCUUAAGCAGCAACAAAAACAGGAGGAGCAACAACAGUUGAUGCGCCUGCAACAGCAAUUGCUUUCUCAGGUUCUAUCAGAUCAGCAGAUUAUUCAAAGUUUUGGAGAUCCAGCAUUUGGACAAUUACAGUCCUCAGUGCCAUCUGUUGACCAUUCAGUUCCUCAGCACCCUCCUUUGUUUCAAUUUAACUCUCAACCAUUUGUUCCGGGUAUGCUAGACGCUAAAACGGCCACCAUGGCCCCACAAAUUUCCCAGGAUUUGCAUCAUACAGUUCCUACUGAGGCCUCAACUUUGCAUCUACCUCAUCACCUGUUAGGAAAUCUUCAGCAUAAUCGGUCCUCUAUGUCGACACAUUUUGACAACAUCAAGAAUAAUGAUUUAUCAUCUUUAUCAAAAAUGAUGGACAGUUUAGCUACCUCUGAAGCAAUGGAGAAAUCUCAGAGUGCUUCUGCAUUGGAGAAUUCUGCUUCUGACGUUUUGACACAAUCUUCAAUAGGCCAGGUGGUAGAGAACAACUUACAGACAGUACUUCCUACAUCAGUUGUGGACUCAGGCAUCAAUGUUAGGGUUUCUGACCCCGCAUCUUUUGACUUGUCUGACUCAUCUGUGUGUAAAUCAUCCAUGGGCUCUCAGGAGAAUGAGAUCUUGAGUUCUGAGAGAACGAAUGAUGCUGAGCCUUCACCUGCAGUUACUCUUAAGGAAACAUCUGUUAAGGAGUGCCAUGAAGAGGUACCAGUAACUAAAGAAGUAAAGAAUGUUGAAGUACGUGAAGUUAAGAAAAAUAAUGAUAAGAAGUCAAGAAAGCAAAAGUCUUCCAAGGCACAACCAUCUCCAGACCAGGCAAAAGGCGCGUCCAAAGCUUCCACUCAUAAAUUGAAGUACUCUGAAGCUGAAAUAGGUGCUUUAGAAAUGUCUGUAACUUCUGAAGGAACCUUGGAUGGGAGGUCUGUGGAGAUAGUUAGAGAAAACAACUAUUCUCGAGACAGCAAUCGCUCUACAUCAACAAAUCUGUAUGUUGGUGCUUCUGAAUCUGUGGAGGCCAAAGGUGAGCGGAAGCAGAGUGAUGUCAUUGCACAACCAAGUGAUCAAGUAAAUUGUUCUUCACAGAGAGCUUGGAAACCCGCCAUUUGUGUGAAGCCCAAGUCACUAAUAGAAAUUCAACAGGAAGAGCAAACGAAGGCUCUGGAAAUCCCUGCUUGUUCUGUUUCUACUUCUGUUAGUCCUUUGAGUUUCUCAUCUCCUUGGGCCGGAAUUGUUCCCAAUGCUGAACUUAAAGUAUCUGGAGAUGCUCGUCAUUUUAGUACUAUUAGCGAUCAUAAUUUGGGGAAAACAGAGUUAUCAAAAAGCAAGAGUGGACUACAUGAUCUUUUGGCGGCCGAAGUUUUAGCCAAGUCUAGUGACAGAAGUGUCGAGGUCUCCGACAAUACUUUAAGUCUCCCACCACUACCUACAUUGCCUAGUCAGGGGGUGGUUGAUGAUGGGAGUUUCAUCGAGGCUAAAGAUACCAGGAAGAGUCGUAAGAAAGCUGCAAAGGCGAAAGCUGCUGAGGCGAAAAUUGCUGGGGCCAAAGUUUCAGCAGUUGUUUCUUCUGCUGAUGGGAUAGUGGCAUCAAGUCCUGGUGAGAAAGGAAAAUUUUCUAAACUUGUGCAAGCUUAUAAGGAAGUUUUUCGAGCACCACCAUCUGGUCCAUCUCUUGGAGACUUUGUACCUUGGAAGGGUGAAUCAACUAGUCCUUCUCCUGGUCCUGCAUGGUCUACAGAUGCCGGGAAGUUUCCCAAACCCACCUCUUUGAGGGACAUCUUGAAAGAACAGGAGAAGGUGAUACCAGUUCCGCAGUCACAGAUAUCAACUCCUCAAAAGCCUCAAUCUACUCAGGUGCAUCCGGGUUCUUUGUCAGUUUCGGCAUCAUCACCAUCAAAAGCUGCAUCUCCUGUUCAGAUCCAUCCUCAACUUUCUUCACAAUCGAAGCAUAAAGGAGAAUAUGAUUUGUUCUGGGGUCCACCUGAUCAAUUAAAGCAAGAAACAAAACAGGAUGUUUUUCCUCAGCUCAAUGACCAAGGGAGUUGGGCAACCAAAAGUACUCCUGCAAAGGGAACACCUGGAGCUAGUAUUAGACGACAGAAGUCUGCUGGUGGGAGGAUUCUGGAGCUUUAUACUUCAUGUUCACCUUCCUCUGGACAAGUGUCUGUAAAAAGCAAACGAGAUGGCAAUUCGAAGCAUUUGGAGGCAAUGGAUUUCAGAGAAUGGUGCGAGAAUGAAUCAGUUCGGCUUACUGGAAGCAAGGACACAAGUUUCCUGGAAUUUUGCUUGAAGCAGUCGAGAUCUGAAGCCGAGUCACUUCUUAUAGAAAAUCUCGGAUCUUUUGAUCCAAAUCAUGAAUUCAUUGAGAAGUUUUUGAAUUACAUGGAGUUGCUGUCAGUAGAUGUGCUGGAGCUCGCCUUUCUAAGUCGGAAUGAUCUGAAGGCCUACAGUAAUGUAGCCAGAGACAUGAAUUCUGACAAUUCUGGCUCUGGACGUUUAGACCGAGAUGGUGUUGUAGGUAAUGAUGGGUCUGCUAAAGGAGGGAAAAAGAAGGGGAAGAAAGGAAAGAAGGUUAGCUCCUCUGUUUUGGGGUUCAAUGUUGUGAGCAACCGCAUUAUGAUGGGUGAGAUCCAAACUUUAGAAGACUAGGAGAGGUGCUAGUUUUGUAAAUACAUUACAUUGUCUGGACUAUGUAAAUGAUUUUCCUUUAUGGCUUUUUGUUCCUCUCCAUUAUAGAGCGACAUUUUUUCGGCUCAAGCAAUUUUGUGUACUAGUAUUUUGUCGGCGCAAUUUAUCUAUGUGGCUUCGUAGAGAACUAACAAGCUUUUUACCCGAUCCAGCUAAACAAACUUCCUGAUUUUUGGCUUAA